UCAGGCCCCUCCCUGACAGCAACAGUGACUGUGAGGUACACAGCUGGGGCUGCCUCUUUUUCUCCAGCAUCUGCCAGGAAGCAUUGAGAGUGUGCUGUAGUGAGAGUGUGUGUGUGUGUGUGUGUGUGUGUGAGUGUGAGAGAGGGACUCGUUACUGAAGGUACUCAGCAGGAGGAACAGCUGUCGUGGCAGCAGAGAUGGGGGUCAGAUACACUUUGCACUUCUGGACACUGGCUCUUGUCAUCCUACCGGGUGUCCUUGGUGAUAACUGGGGUGUGUGGUAUUCAAAGACAGAAAUCUGCGCAGUGAGGGAGUCCACCGAAACCAUCCGCUGUCGAUAUACAUAUCCUGAGUUAACAGUGAAUACAAACCCACCAGGAAGAAUAAAAGAGGGAGACAAUGUGAAUCUGACCUGUGAUACAACCUGCAAACUGAACCAAUCAGAGAUCACCUUAUUGAAAAACAAGCAGGACUUGGGACUACCCUCACUUCAGUUCAAUUCUAUUUCCUACCAAAACUCUGGAAACUACUCAUGUGCUCUGAAAGGCAAUAUAACAAUCUCAUCUAAACAAAUGAUUCUGGAUGUUCAAUAUCCUCCCAAGAGCACCUCAGUGUCAGUGAGUCCCUCUGGUGAAAUAGUGGAGGGCAGUUCAGUGACUCUGACCUGCAGUAGUGAUGCCAACCCACGAGUACAGAGCUACACCUGGUUUAAAGAGAAUAGAGCUGUAUCCUCAAAGAGACUCAAAGAGACUUACACCAUCAGUAAUAUGAGCUCUGAAGACAGUGGACGGUACCAUUGUCAGGCUCAAAAUGAGCACGGAGUAGACAACUCUACUGCUGUGGCCCUCACUGUAGCAGCCAAACACAGUGCUCAACUGAUAAUUGCUCUAGCACUGGGGAUUAUUUUGAUUGUCCUGGUUGUUGCUGUGAUGACCAUCGUUUAUUUCAAGAGGAGGAAAUCUGAGGGCCAAUCGGGUGACCCUGGCGGCAUCAAGCAAGCUGAGGAGGAGGGAGUCAGCUACGCCUCCAUUCAGUUCAAAAAGAAACCGGCAAAGAGGAGGAAAUCUGAGGGCCAAUCGGGUGACCCUGGCGGCAUCAAGCAAGCUGAGGAGGAGGGAGUCAACUACGCCUCCAUUCAGUUCAAAAAGAAACCAGCGAAGAGCUCAGCACAGCAGCAGGAGCAGCCGAUGGAUGACUCCAAUAUCUACAGCACACUGAAGAAUUAGAGUCCAGCUUCCCCACAGCAUUUACAUUACAUUUUUGUCAUUUGGCAGACACUUUUAAUCCAAAGAGAUUUACAAGUGCCAGCAGGGGCCUGUUCCACAAACCAGGAUUACUGAAUAAUCCAAAUGUUGAAUCCUGUUGUGUUUUUAUAUGAUAUGAAUGGUUAUGAGAGGUUAUGAGGUUACGUGAAGUUAAUUUGGCUCCUACGAAAAAACUAUCAUCCAAAAACUUUUAUAAAUCCCACAUUAUUUUGGCAAAUGCAUUUCCGAAGAAUUAAGGGGGAAUUUUGUUCGGCUCACAUUUGAUAAAUGAGGCCCACUGUGUGCCUAUACAGCUUUGCUAGUUAGCCCCCAAUAACAUGUGUUUUUUUUAUACUUGAUGUGUGUGUGUUUACAUUUAAUUCUUAAUCUUGUAUGUAUAUGAAUUGUGUGUAUGAAUUUAUUUGAAUUAUAUUCUAUUUUAAUUCUACUUCCUUAUAUUCUAUUUUAAUUCUACUUCCUUAAAUUCAAAUUACAUUUCUGUAUCCUGUUUUCAACUGCAAUUCAAAUCCAUGAAUUGAAUUGGAAUGUCAAAGGCAUUCUAAAUUCAAUUUGGAAUCGUGCACAACCCUGGUGCGCACAUAGAAACGGUCUUUUGCGUGCAAGCAUUCUCUCAGGAAAGUAUUUUUUUUAUCAUUGAAAGCCUUUCUUCAGCUAUCCUCUUAUGACCGCUUUGCGCAAGCAAAGAUGUCUAUGUUCAUCAUCCCACAAUCAACCACAAAGCAGACAGUUAAGAACACAUGCCAGUAAAGAAAAACAGGAACGGCUGCAAAAGAUAACCUACGCGAGUCUUGUUACUCAUGCAAAUAAAUGAUGGUUACUUCAAGGAGGAACCUAAGGGAGCCGCGGUGUUGCCACAGGCUAACAUUA
This is a messenger RNA of Conger conger (European conger), 2132 nucleotides long. Its product is annotated as B-cell receptor CD22-like. The coding region runs from base 198 to 1226 and encodes 342 amino acids. The record is from RefSeq and is a predicted model, not a curated record. Lineage: Eukaryota; Metazoa; Chordata; Actinopteri; Anguilliformes; Congridae. The transcript has 10 exons.